Molecule: messenger RNA, 1161 nt
Organism: Exophiala oligosperma
Lineage: Eukaryota; Fungi; Ascomycota; Eurotiomycetes; Chaetothyriales; Herpotrichiellaceae
Exons: 2
Coding region: 1-1095 (364 amino acids)
Molecular function (GO): oxidoreductase activity
Source: RefSeq, a predicted model, not a curated record
AUGGCUUCAUCAGAAGAAGAACUCCCUAGUGAAAUGCUCGCCGUUCAAGUCGUCAAUUACAAUGCACCACUCGCAAUCCAAAAGGUCCCGACACCCACCAUUUCCAAACUGGGUCCGCACGAUUUGAUUUUGCGUACGGCUGUCGCUUCACUCUGCCACACGGACCUGAUGGUCCUCGCGGGGGUGUUCGGGUCGACGUUACCCAUCACCAUGUCCCACGAGGGGACGGGCGUGGUGGUGGCCAAGGGGGAGGCGGUCCGAGAUUUCAAACCGGGCGACCGGGUCAUGACGGGCAUCAAACUACACGCGUGCGGGAAAUGCGUCAACUGCACCGCCCCUCCCGACAGGAACUGGAGUCAGUACUGCCUCGAGAGCGACGGGGCCACCGGGAUCAAAUCCGACGGCGCCUUCGCCGAGUACCACGUCGCGGACUCCCGGGAGAGUUGCGUCGUGCCCGACGCCGUGUCGUUUGUGACCGCGGCCCCUCUGGCCUGCGCCGGGUUGACCGUCUACCGGGCCCUGGCGGUCAGCGGGGUCGAGGCGGGAGGGUGGUUGGCCAUCGUCGGGGCGGGAGGGGGCCUGGGCCACUUCGGGGUCCGGUUCGCAAAGGCGAAGGGGAUCAACGUCGUCGCCGUCGACGCGAGGGACGCGGGGCUCGAGAUCGCACGUGCCGCGGGGGCGGACCACGUCCUGGACGCCCGUCAACCCAAGACGAGCGUCGUGGCCCAGGUUCGUAACCUCACCCCGGACGGGCUCGGGGUCGAGGCGACCGUCAACGUCAGUGACCACCCUUCCACCGCCGCCCUUUCGGUCGCCAUCACCCGCACGCACGGCACCGUCGUCCAGGCCGCCCAACCCGAGGAGAUCACGGUCCCCUUUCAGGACGUCGUGCUGCGGGACGUGACCAUCAAGGGGACCAUGUACGGAGAUUGUGACACGGCUCGGGAGAUGCUGGACGUCGUCGCCAGACACGACAUCCGCGCCGAGACCCAGGUUUUCAACGGCCUCGGCGAGGUCCCCAAGAUGGUGGAACUCUUGGAAAAGGGAGACGUCAAGGGCAAGGCCGUUUGUGUCGUAGACGGGACUUUGGUUUGAAGGAGUUCUCAUGCACAGACGGUCAACCAUGCCGAUGGCCUUUUAUUGCGCUUUCUUAAAUUACAA